Molecule: messenger RNA, 5563 nt
Organism: Vanrija pseudolonga
Lineage: Eukaryota; Fungi; Basidiomycota; Tremellomycetes; Trichosporonales; Trichosporonaceae
Gene: rax2
Product: Polarized growth protein rax2
Exons: 2
Coding region: 769-5361 (1530 amino acids)
Cellular component (GO): plasma membrane of growing cell tip
Molecular function (GO): protein binding
Source: RefSeq, a predicted model, not a curated record
AGUCUCUGGCGCACGACCGUUUCCGCGCGCCCAGCCGCCUCCGCCUCUGCCGUACCCUUGCCCAAGCCAGCCCGCCCAACACAGCCCAGCCAGCGCCAGCUCCAGCAGCCGACUGCUAGCCCGCCUAACAACUGGCUGCUACACCCACUUCUGUUACUGCCGCCUGCUGCUGCGAAACAACAACCAAAGCAGCAAGUCGUCACACCCAUACUCACUCUCUUUUACAUCUCACUCCCUCCCUCCCUAUUCUACAAGGCUCAGUCUUCCCUUUGGAACGACGUGUCACGCCUUCGCCCUUCGCCCCCCCCCCCUCCGCCCCGGACACCGACCACUGCAAACCGCGACUGCCCUCUCUGGCUGCUUUGCCCUUGAACGACCGACGCGACCAGCCAAGGCGCACAGACCCCUCGUCCUCCCGCCCUCGCCUACCCACCGUCCCACUACCCACCGCCCCCCACCACCCCUCGUUUCAUAUCGCCACCUUUCACUGCGUUCCUAUCCCAUCACUCCGUCGCCUUUUGCCCAGCCACCUUCAUCUCCUUCCUCAUCAUCAUCCUCCUCCUCCUCCUCGAGGCGCAGAGCAUGCCAACGACUGCAUCGUAGUUGUCGAAGACACAUUACAGCCCACAUCACAACUUCGGCUCGACAUCGACCUACAAUCGGCGCUCGCCCUUUCCCUCACUUCUUGCCCUCACCCCAACACUGCCGCCGCCCACAUUCGUUUAAACACAACAUCACGUCGCCCACACCGGGGCACUCUCUCACCAAAUGCCUCGCAAUCCUCCACGACGUCGUCUGGGCGCCUUUGCGGCAGCUGCCGCUGCGGCGCUCGUGACGACGCCUUCCGCCUUGGCAGCAUCGGCUGCACCUUCCACUGCACCCAAUGUUGACUUUGGUCGCAUGGGCUCUGUCGGUUUUGGUGGCGCGUUUGCUGGCCUCGACUGGUUCACCGCACAGUCCGCGUUCGCUUCUUCGUCAUCCAGCGGCGGCGAGUCAGCACCCCAUUUUGCAACAGAUGGCGGUACACUGCUGGUGCAUAACCCAGACGGCACGAUCAGCCUACUCGGUAACACCAACCCCGGGGGAAGCAUAACGGCGCUAUGCUACUCCAACUCGCCAGACAACGGGACGCUGUACAUUGGCGGCACAUUCUCCUCCUUCGCAUCAACAUCUUCAUCCAACGUUGUUGCGUACUCCUUAUCCUCGUCCAAAUUCUCAGCAUUGGGGACAGGUUUGACAGGGCCUGUAAACACGCUCUACUGCGACGACUCCAACCACGAGGUGUGGGUGGGUGGAUCCUUCACAGAUCCCCUUGCCAGCGGCACGCCAGGAAACGUCGCAAGGUGGUCUACGCAAUCCUCGGCGUGGUCGGCAGUGCCCUUCGGUGGGUUCAACGGUCUCGUCCGCUCGAUUGCACCAAGUCCAAACGGCGCCAGCCUGUACUUUGGUGGUGACUUUACCACGCAGUACGCGGACAACGCCGGGAACACAACAAACCCCCUCACCCAGCUCAUCUCCGUCCCGAAUGCUCCUGUCGACACCGUCACGACUGGCAACUCGGGCUUCCUCACCCCCUACACCAUCCCCACGUCGGCGUCACAAUACGGCGGAUUAAGAAUCGACGCGACCCCCGCGGCGCCCGGCAGCGACGCCAAUGUUCUUCUUUGCCCAGGCACUGGGUCCUGGCAGGCGCAGAGCGGAAGCACAGCAGUCAUCAACAUCCUCAGCAACGGCUAUUUGAGAGGCCAGGGUGUCCGUGUUGCCAACGACAUUGCCGGCGGCAUCGGUACCACCUCGUUUACCCUCACAACUCUGCCCGACAAUACUGUGGUCCCUCUGAUCUACACUGACCCAGCAACUGGUCAAAACAGCACAUGCUCGGGCAGCUGCCCCCUGUCGACCAACUCGAGCGUCCACGCCCAAGACUACCUUUUCGCGGACGGUUCAAGAGAGCUCACCGGCCUGCAGUUCACCUUGGACGGCUACCAGGGAUCACAAGCUGCCCUCGACUACAUCCAGCUGCUCUCUGACGGUGCUUACGCAUCAGCCGUCGCGUCGGACAACACUGGCCUCUGCGGUGAAUCAAAGUCUGGCGUCCAGUCGGUCGGAGCGUGGCAGGACCAAAAUGCCCCUACGGCGAUCCCAGGCACGACGACUGGGUACACCGUCGCAGAGGUCCCUACAAACGCUGUUACGGAAACCAGUCUGACGCUCUACACCUGGGUCGGUUCAACGGGUUACUACGACAUGUUCCUGGUCGUUCCGGGAUGUGCCCAGCUUGGUGACUGUGCAAGCCGAACCACUGUGGAUGUCACCAUCUUCCCUCAGGAGGGUGUGCCGUACACCACGACCGUCGACCAGAAUGUGCAGGACGACUCGCUGAUUCGCAUCUACUCGGGCCUCGUCAAUGCGUCGACCGCCGCUUUCAGCCCUACCGUCACUGUCGCUCUGCCAGCAAACCCCGCGCCGAUCGCCGGUGACCACUAUGUGGUGGUUGCCAACGGUGUGUCCAUGACCCUUACUGGCCUCCAGACAGCGCCUGUUCCAUCCGCGUCUGGUGCGACCACAACUGGCGCCCCUGGCCAGACGGGCGUGUCCGGUGGUGUGAGCGGCGCCCCUGGUGCCACGGGGACUGGGGCAACUGGCGUAACGACAGGGGCGGACGGGUCGAUUACCCCUUUGGGCCCGUCCGGUACCGCGACCGGCACGGCGAGCGGCACUCUGAUUUCGGGUUCCGCCACGGCCACCUCAGCCUCCCCUUCUACCACCUCUGGAGUUCCGGUUCUCCUUCCCAACACGACGCGCGAAGCAUUCGGUGUGUUCGAGUGGGUCAGGACAACCAACCUCAAGGCCACCUCCCUUCUCCCCAACAACACCGAGACGGCCCUGACGAAGCUGGCAUUCUCUCUGGAUGCGGCUCGCAACGCUUCUGGCGGCACUCAUUUCUCCGUCGCCUCGGUCCUGCCAGUGAACAACACGGCAUUCGUUAGCGGCUCGUUCAGUGCCUCCAACUACUCGAACGUCGUUGGCGUCGACACUUCCUCCGGCGCGCCUGUUGGCCUCGCCAACGGGGGACUCAAUGGCGCUGUCAACACGGCCGCCGUUGUCAGCGGCUCCAUCUACUUUGGCGGCAACUUUACCGGUACCCAGUCUAGCACUUCGGGCCUGAGCCACAUUGCUCGCUACGACCCCGUGGCCAAGGCCUGGGACAGCGUUGCUGGCGGAGUCGACGGUCCUGUCACUCAGCUUCUCGGCGUCCCAGGCGGCUUGGUCGUUGUUGGCCCCUUCAACCAUGUCGUGUUCUCCAACGGCUCGUCGUUCGCGACGGGCGGUUUUGCCGUCUACAACGCCACCACUUCGCAGUGGAACACAGGUGGUAUCCUCUACGGCAACGGUACGGCAAUUGGUUCUUCAGGUCCGCAGACCUUUGUUGCCGGUCAGUUUGUUGGCGCGUCCAGCAACUCUGUCGGCGGCGUUGCUUCGCUCGUCACAAACAAGGACGGCACAGCUUCUAUUGAAAGCCUCAACGGCGUCUCUUUCUCAAACGCUGGUUCGGCUCCCCCUCCCCCUGCUCCCCCGACUCGUCGAUCCAUUACCGGCUGGCUCGCUCACGUCGCCCGUUCAAACGCCCACCUCGCGGCUCGUGCUACCGCGGUGCCUAUUCCACCCAGGCCUGCGCUUGCUCCGGCGACUCUCACCGGCGCCUUCUACACCAACUCGUCGGCGUCUGGCAAGCCCGACAUCACCAUUCUUGGUGGCAACUUCACCCAGGGCUCUGGACCUACUGAAGUCUCGGGUGUUGCUUUCCAGACCAACAACGGGCCUCUGACGGGACCGAACCCCCCUGUUUCUGGCAUUGUGCGUGCGCUCAAUGUGGUAAAGGACACUCUCUGGGUCGGCGGUAGCGACAUAAGCGCCAACGGUCUCGGUGGCGGCCUGCUGCGGUACGAUCUUGCCACAGGCCAAUGGCUCAACAGCGGCCUGGCUGCCCUCACUGCCGCCGGUGGUUCAAACAUCACGAUCAACCAGAUCAAGACCCGGACAAACACGGACACGGUUGUGGUCGCGGGCAACUUUGCCAACGCGGGCUCCGACUCGUGCGCCGCCGUCUGCUUCUACACAGGGGGGCGCUGGGACCGACUUGGCACUGGCCUGUCUUCAGGUGAAGUCACCUCGAUCGACUUUGGAGACAAUCAGUACGGCACCCUUGUUGCAGGAGGCUCGUUCGUCGUCGGCUCGGACAACGUCUACGCCGCCACCUACACCUUUGCCAACCAGUCGUGGACUCCCCUCCCUGGUCUCCCCGGCCCUGUCAACUCGAUCGUGUUCAACGACCGCAAUGUCUCCAACAUUUUCGCGACCGGCUACAAUGCUGGGGACCGCACUCCUUACCUUCAGCGCUGGGACGGCCACUCGUGGAGCAACCAGAACUCGUCGGCGUUGCUGGACGGCACGGUGAUUCAGAACCUCGCGUUCGUGCCUGUCAAGCAGGCCCAUGCUGCGGCCGGUGCUAUUGAGAACAAUCGCAUGCUCAUGGCUUCGGGCGAUGUUUUCCUCGCCAACACUGGUAACGUGUCGUCGGCCCUCUUCGACGGUGCUUCGUGGCACCCGUACCUUGUCGGCUCGACCGCUGCCGGCACCCUCGGCGCGGCUUCUUCUCUCUUCUGGUCGCACUCGUCGAUCGACUUUUCGCUCGCCAAGUACCUCGCCCGUGGCAUUGUCGUCCUCGUGGCCAUGGCGAUUGCGACUGGCCUUAUCCUUCUGCUCAUUCUUCUCAUCCUUCUUGUCGCCUACUGCCUUCGCCGGCGCGAGCGCAACCAGCAGCCAUCCGAGGUUUACGACAAGGACGGCAGCGACGUGUCGUCGACGCAUCAGUUCAUGCUCAACAGCGUCCAGACGGCUCUCGAGCGCUCUCUCAUCCCUGGAGCCCAGCACCCCUCGCAGCCGGAGCGCGCCCACGUCAGCGAAUUUGGCGCGGGCCCUUCAACUCUUGCCGGCGCGGGCGCUGUGGCUGGUGCUACUGGCCUGGCCGCAGGUGCAGCUGCUACUCACUCGGCGACUCACCUGACGCCUACACCGACAUAUGGCUCGCGACCAGAAAGCGACCAGAGCCACUACGUGGACGCUGAACAGGGUCCCGAGUACCUCCACGAGCCAGGAUCGCUCGAGGGCAGCGACGAGGGCCGCGAAACGAUCAUGCGCUACGACUUCUUUGGCCCCGAACUGCAAACUGGCGAGCUGCCUAUGCGGACAGGUCAGCGCAUCAUCAUCCUCGACGAUGAGCAGAGCGACGAAUGGUGGUACGCGAGAGACCCGGCGACUGGGCAGGAAGGUGUUGUUCCUGCUACCUAUGUGUUGUGAUACCACUUUUGGACAAUUGGACGACGAUUCCCCCACGAUAUCCCUCGAUGUCAGACACACAGUCUUGACGCAAAACACGCACCGGCUUCGUAUCCCUUGCCUUGGCGGGUGUCUCAUGGUAUAAUUGCUUUUCCACUUUUCCUCCUACUAGACGGGCUUCCUGUGUUCUUUACAUUGUUCUGCAUAUUCGUGUUGCAUGGGA